Messenger RNA from Puntigrus tetrazona (Sumatra barb), 1732 nucleotides. RefSeq names its product nucleoporin 35 (gene nup35). The record is from RefSeq and is a predicted model, not a curated record. Gene Ontology annotation, cellular component: nuclear pore nuclear basket; nuclear membrane; nuclear pore central transport channel. Gene Ontology annotation, biological process: nuclear pore organization; regulation of DNA-templated transcription; NLS-bearing protein import into nucleus. The coding region runs from base 143 to 1069 and encodes 308 amino acids. Lineage: Eukaryota; Metazoa; Chordata; Actinopteri; Cypriniformes; Cyprinidae. Gene Ontology annotation, molecular function: single-stranded DNA binding; structural constituent of nuclear pore; phospholipid binding. The transcript is spliced from 9 exons.
AAAGCGGAAGUUCAGCGCGCUUGUGUCAUUAGAGCACGCGCAACUUCCGCCUGGUUCAAAAAAUUUUUGCACUCUUUUUUUUUUCACGUUCGGUAAAGUAGGGCUGAUCUUCUAUCAGUGGCUGCCGUGAAAGUGACCCGGCAUGGACAUCCAGAGCAUUGAACCAAUGACACUCGGCUCUCCGACCUCCCCCAAGCCUGGGGCUCAGUUUUUACCUGGGUUUCUGAUGGGAGACCUGCCCGCUCCCGUCACGCCUCAGCCCAGGUCUUUUGGGUUGACAGGAGGUGGGGCAGAAACGAGGUCUCCUCUUCUGGCUGGUGGGUCUCCUCCGCAGCCAGUGGUCCCGACACCUAAAGACAAGAGUGGAGCCCCUCCAGUCAGGAGCAUCUAUGACGACCUCAACGGCUCCGCUGUGGGCAUGUCGCCUCUCGCUGCUCGCAAACAAGCAUUUGCUGGAGUACAUACACCAUUGUCUGGUCUACCAGGGACGCCAGGAACCGUUUCUAAUUUGUUUAGCCCCGCGGGGCAGCAGAGGAAAACAACACUUUCCCCUGCUCAAGUGGAUCCGUUCUUCACACAAGGGGAUGCUCUGUCUUCAGAAGACCAGCUGGACGACACCUGGGUCACAGUUUUUGGAUUCCCUCCGGCAUCUGCGUCGUACAUCCUUUUACAGUUCGCUCAGUAUGGGAACAUAUUAAAACAUGUGAUGUCUAAUACAGGCAACUGGAUGCACGUUCAGUAUCAGUCUAAACUGCAGGCACGAAAAGCUCUCAGUAAAGAUGGAAAGAUAUUUGGAGAAGCCAUAAUGAUUGGCGUCAAACCUUGUAUCGAUAAGAGUGUAAUGGAGAGUUCAGACAAGAGCAGUGCUCCCUGUUCUGUGUUCACGCCCCCGGUGAAGGCUCCCGGGACCCCCAGUCACCCUCUAUCAACUCCCCGAUCUGUCAUGAGACCCCUCAGUGCUGCUUACAAAGCGUCUAGCAGUGACUACCAGGUUGUAUCAGAUCAGCAGACGCCGAAAAAGGAUGACAGUUUUGUAUCGAAAGCAAUGGAGUAUAUGUUUGGAUGGUAAUCUUUCACUCAAAGGGUCCUAAUGGAAAAGCUCCGAGACCAUCGACAGCCUCUGAUGUGUUGACAUUGCUCUAAAAACGGACUUUUUGGGGUUUUUGAGCACAAGCACUGAGUGAAUACGAAAGCACUUUAUAUCUUCGCUUGCCGACUAAUUAACUAUGCGUGCUAUUUUACAGAAGAUGGACUCUUGAGUGUUUGUCAUGGACUGAUUUCAGCUGCUGGGUUUGGAGUUGUGUGUGUUUUGAAGUUAGUCCCUUUUGUCUGUCCUUAAAAUCAUACAGGUUUAACAACUAAAUCACAAGCAUGUGUUUCAGGUCUUAACAAAUAUGCCAAGAGAAAGUUUUGUUGGAUAUUUAAGACUCCAAAUCAUGACACGCUCUUUUGUGGGACUCUGUUGUAGAAAAUCUGUUCAUGGUUAUGAUCAGCUUUCUGGGUUUAUGUAUGAGAAUGGUUCGUCGAAGAAUAUCAUUGACACAUACAGCUUUUUGAGAUCAAGGCCUUAAUAUAGGAUUUAUUCAUUUGGGUUAUAUACCUCUGUUUUUAGGAGUUUUGUGGGUUUUCACUAACUUUAUCUGUUAUUUUAAUAGGACAGAAUCCAUUUUUUUAGAAAUGUCUGAAUUUGAAAAUGCCUUUUCUCUUUAAUAAACAUUGAUGAUUAACUGUA